AUGAAUACCACAGCCGGAGGAUCCAUCCCACAGGACACAGCAUCCCCGUCCCUGCCGGUUUCCGCCUUCGCGGCGGCAGGUCUUGGGGCUGCUUUCCACCUCGCGUCGCAGAAUUUCGAGCUCGACAAACAUGCAUGGCGCCUUAUUGGAGGCUUCUACCUUUACGUUUUUUCUGCCAUCGUUGCUGCCACCUAUUAUCUUGGUAAUGGAGUCUUGUCGGCCACUCUUCAAGUCGUCCCUCUAGCGGUGGCCACCCUCGUUGGCCUUUACAGCAGUAUCGCCAUCAGGAGGCUCUUUCUUUCCCCCCUCCGGAAGUUUCCUGGUCCCUGGCAGGCACGUCUCUCCAAGUUCUACCACUGGUAUCUGGAGUCAAAGAACCUGCAGCUGUUUGAAGAGGUCCGGAAAAUGCACGAGAAGUAUGGCGAUUUUGUCCGCACUGGACCUCGUGAGAUUUCCAUUCUACGGCCGUCCGCCAUACCGUUGAUCUACGGCGGCAAGUCGCCCUGCCAAAAGGGGCCCUGGUACGAUCAGACCAAGUUCGGUGAUGACGGCAACAGCCUGUUCAACAUAAUCAAUAUCAAAAAGCACAACCAUCGGCGUAGGAUCUACGACAGAGGUUUCAGCACCAAAGCGCUCAACAGUUACGAGCCACGCGUCCAGGAUAAAGUCUCUACCUUACUCGAGAGGCUCGGUAGCUUUGAGCAGAAACCUGUUAACGUGACUGCGUGGAUGGGUUACUUUUCGUUCGAUGUCAUGGGCGAUGUGAUCUACUCGAAGGAGUACAACAUGAUGCGCGAUGGUAACGGCAAGAUCGCAGCCGGCGGUGUCGAAACGACGCUUUCGAAGCUGCACGACGGGAUGAAGAUGCUCGGACUGGUCGGCACGACUCCCUGGAUUUUGCGCAUGGUGAGCCAGAUGGGUGACUUUGGAGAUUUCGCUAUCAUGCAGCAAUGGUGUCGCGGCGCGAUGAAGGAAAAGCUGGCUGCCUGGGAACCCGGCACCACCCCUACCGACACGGCCUCCUACCUCAUCAAGGACUUCAUCGACGACCACGCCACGACGCAGCAAACCCAACAAUCCAUCCUGCAAGACAGCGCGCUCCUCAUCAUCGCCGGCUCCGACACCACCACCUCCGCCGCCGUCAACGCACUCUACUACCUCACGAAAUACCCGGCCGUCUACGCGCGCCUGCAGUCCAUCCUCGACGCGACCUUCGCCUCGGCCGCCGACGUCACGCACGACAAGGCGCGCGAGAUCCGCCUGCUCGACGACAUCGCCAACGAGACGAUGCGCCUCAAGCCGCCGGCCUGCGAGGGCCUGGUGCGCGAGACGCCCGCCGAGGGCCUGACCGUCGACGGCGUGUUUAUUCCUGGCAAGACGAUUGUUAGUGUGCCGACGUGGACGAUUCAGCGCGACGCCCGCUACUGGGAGGACCCCGAGGAGUGGAGGCCUGAGAGGUGGGAGGGCGUGAAUCCGAAUGAGGAGGGGUUGGCGUUCUUGCCGUUUAGUAAGGGUAUCUUCUCUUGCCCUGGUAAGAUGCUGGCGUACAUGGAACUCCGCCUUCUGAUUAGCCGCAUCGCUUUGACCUUCGACAUUGAGCUUGCGCCGGGCGAAGACGGUGUCGAGUUCGAUACGCACCCGCUGGAUACAUUUACGAUGCUGAACCAGCCGCUGCAGAUGGUGUUUAAGCCCAGGAAGCAGCGUGCAUGA
Molecule: messenger RNA, 1710 nt
Organism: Lasiodiplodia theobromae
Lineage: Eukaryota; Fungi; Ascomycota; Dothideomycetes; Botryosphaeriales; Botryosphaeriaceae
Product: Cytochrome P450
Exons: 5
Coding region: 1-1710 (569 amino acids)
Molecular function (GO): monooxygenase activity; oxidoreductase activity, acting on paired donors, with incorporation or reduction of molecular oxygen; iron ion binding
Source: RefSeq, a predicted model, not a curated record